This is a messenger RNA of Anisakis simplex (herring worm), 927 nucleotides long. NCBI's taxonomy places the organism in Eukaryota, Metazoa, Nematoda, Chromadorea, Rhabditida, Anisakidae. The record is from the annotation of a GenBank genome assembly.
AUGGUUCGUUCACGCAGUAGACUUUCAUCAAGUUCUUGUGAAAUUCAGUUGAUGAAAGCGAUGUCAAAAACAUACGUACUUCAUGAGCGAAAUGUGAACGAUGUGCAAAAUUUCAUCGAAUAUUUGAUGCAAGUACGCGAACUGCUCCAAGUACAGUUUGAAAGUACCGAAGAAGCGGUUCUUAAGCGCGGUCUUUGGCAACUGAUGAACAAUCGAAUUUUCUUCCAACAUCCGGAUUUGAUGCGAUUGUUAAAAGUUCACGAAGAUGUGAUGACAAUCAUGAUGAAUAUUCUGACCGCUCAGCAAGGUACAACCGAACACGUCGAACAUCUGGAGACAGCUGCAGAUGCGCUGACUGCAGGGGAACUGAUUAAAAUAAAUGUGAUCAAUUGUACGUUUUAUGUUCACGAUGCAUCCGAGAUGGUAGUGGCAUGCUCAAGAUUCCUUUGCUAUUUCUGUCGUACGUCACGGCAAAAUCAGAAGGCAAUGUUCGAGCAUCUCUCCUUCCUGUUGGACAACGCCACUAUGCUAUUGGCACGACCGAGUCUUCGAGGUUCUGUUCCAUUGGAUGUUGCGUAUUCGAGCUUCAUGGACAAUAACGAGUUAGCACUGGCGUUGAAGGAAGAGGAGUUGGAUAAGGUGGCCGUUUAUUUGAGUCGAUGUGGUUUACAGCCAAAUUCGGAGUUAAUCGCGAAAGGAUACCCGGAUCUCGGCUGGGAUCCAGUGGAGGGUGAACGUUACAUUGAUUUUCUGCGAUUCUGUGUUUGGAUCAAUGGUGAGAGUGUGGAAGAGAAUGCAAAUUUGGUGAUUCGUCUUCUGAUUCGUCGACCAGAAUGUCUUGGUGUUGCAUUGAAAGGUGAAGGACAAGGGCUUUUCUCGGCUUUUAAAGUUGGUUUUAGUUUCGGUUCACCGAUUUUAAUAGAUUGA